AUGAGUCAGUGUGAGAAGACAGAAACAGAAAGUACAUCGCCUGAGAUCAAGGAUCAUUUUUUAAAAUAAAUAUAAAAAAAAUCUAAACUGUUUCAAAGAUGAGGUGCUUCCAAAGCAAGAGGCUAGAGUGAUGUAUAAAUGGUGAUUUUAUCUGAGGAAACGUUAUCUGCUUUGGGUUGAGAGCACAUGUUGACGUGUGUUCCUGUCAGAGACAACUUCAUUUAUACGAACAGGACACGACUCUCGUAAGAAUGUCAGAAGACCCUGAAGAAUCUCUGGGAUUUUCUCAAGCAUCUUUUAAAUAAGUGAUUUUUGUGUUUCCUGAGUGCUGAAAGGUGUCUUACGACGUGUGCCAUCCCAAAACUUCAGUGUUAUGCCAAGUUGAACCUUCGUAGUUAACGGGAGGACUCUCGGACUUGAGUUAAAUGAGAAGAAGAUGAAUGCCAGUCACAUCUAUUGCAAUAACACUACUGCGCACCAAGUAACGUCAAUACAAGAAUAUCAGCAUCACAUCUAUGCCAUCUUCUACACUGUGAUUCUAGUUCCUGGACUGAUUGGCAAUGUUCUCGCGCUCUGGGUUUUUUACGCCUACAUAAAGGAGACGAAGAAGGCUGUGAUAUUCAUGAUUAACCUGGCCGUCGCUGAUCUGCUGCAGGUGCUGUCACUACCUCUGCGCAUUUACUACUAUUUGAACAACUCGUGGCCUUUUGGAGAUGUUGCCUGCAUGCUCUGUUUCUAUCUAAAAUACGUCAAUAUGUAUGCCAGCAUCUACUUCCUGGCUUGCAUCAGUGUGAGACGCUGUCGACUCAUUAUCCAGCCGCUGCGCACUGGCACCAUGAAAAAACAGCAGGACCGGGGUUUGUGUUUAAUUGGGUGGUUCAUUGUGGGUCUGGGAUGCCUUCCAUUCCCUCUCCUACGAAAAAACCCGACCCCCAAUACAGUAUUCUGCUUCUCUGAGCUACCCAUGAUGCCACUCAGCAAAGAACUAGGAGUGUCCCUUGUGACAUUGGCAGAGAUCACAGGCUUUCUUCUGCCGCUGGCUGUAGUGGUCACCUGCUCGUGGCUGACCGCUGCCAGUCUGCGGCAGAGGACCUGUGUGCUACAGGACACUGGGGAGAAGCACAAGGCACUCAAGAUGGUUUUGAGUUGUGCUGGUGUGUUCCUGGUUUGCUUUGUGCCCUAUCACAUAACUUUCCCUUUAGACUUCUUGGCCAAAUCAAACUGUAAUGUCAGUUCUGGUUUUAGGAAUGCAGUGCUCCACGCUCAUCCAAUCACCUUGUGUCUAGCGAGUUUGAACUGCUGUCUGGACCCAGUCAUGUACUACUUCACAACUGAUGAGUUCAAGCGGCGUCUUUCCAGGCCAGAAUUUCACGAAAGUUUGCCAUUACAGCACAGAACUUUCUCCACAAAUUCUACAGUCUGCACUCUAAAAGAAACGGACUGAACUGGCAGAGACAGCACAAAGAAACUGUUUUAAGCCACAAAACAGAGCUUUUCCUAACAUUUUCUUAGGAAUUUAAUAACAAAUCAUCAUUCUGCUCUUAAUGGAAUGUGCAGAAAUACAUUUAAUUAAACAAAAACAAGAAUGUGAAGAAAAUAUUCACAUAUUUAAAAUGUUCUACUUGAAUGUAUGUUAAAAUGUAAUUUAUUGCUGUGAUCAAAGCUGAAUUUUCAGCAACAUUACUCCAGUCUUCAGUUUCACAUGAUCCUUCAUUCUAAUAUGCUUACUUGCUGCUUAUUGCUUAUGAAAUAUUUUGGAUUAUUACCACAGCUGUGAGCUUCCCAUUUUUAUGGAAACCAAGUGUGUUGCACAUGACCUGCAAUUUUGAUGGCCUUCUGGUGCCUGGCUGCAGUUUAAGUCAUAAACCAAACCCUCUCCAUGUGAAAUGGCACGUGAGCCAAAAUGAGAAGAAAAAAAUAAUAAAAAAGAAAUACAUUUCAAAUACA
Carassius auratus (goldfish) is the source of this 1947-nucleotide messenger RNA. RefSeq names its product probable G-protein coupled receptor 174. The record is from RefSeq and is a predicted model, not a curated record. Bases 437 to 1444 code for a protein of 335 amino acids. The transcript has 2 exons. Lineage: Eukaryota; Metazoa; Chordata; Actinopteri; Cypriniformes; Cyprinidae. Gene Ontology annotation, biological process: phospholipase C-activating G protein-coupled receptor signaling pathway; positive regulation of Rho protein signal transduction. Gene Ontology annotation, molecular function: G protein-coupled receptor activity. Gene Ontology annotation, cellular component: plasma membrane.